Molecule: messenger RNA, 663 nt
Organism: Epithele typhae
Lineage: Eukaryota; Fungi; Basidiomycota; Agaricomycetes; Polyporales; Epitheliaceae
Exons: 2
Source: RefSeq, a predicted model, not a curated record
AUGUCAGUCCCUCUCAAGCCCGCAGAUCAAGGAGGAUACAGCAUGCACAAGGCGUACCAUGAGUUCCAGCCGCUGUACAAAUACUGCACAGAAAAGUCACUGGAAUACGUUUUUGACAAAUUCAUGGGCGGAUCCAAGCUUACCGAAUCUGCGGAGAAGAUCCUACCCAAGUUCAGCUACAUCAAGGAUUCUCCCUGGAGCGUGUACGAAUGGUGGUUCCAGCUGCAGAUCGCCCAGAUCUCCGCGCACGUUAUGGAACUGGCCGCUACCGAGUCUGAAGGUACCGGAUCACUCAGAACCCUAGACACUUCAUCCAAGGAAGCCCUACGAGACCGUGAAGAUAUACACGUCCAUCAGGGCAUUAGGCCUGAUCUCUCUGUCUACUUCAAAGAAACUCUUGAGGAUCUCGCCGAGAUUAGAGGCGCCACUGAGUCCAAAGCGCCGGCGAAGCAUAAAGAAGACAGUGCCAAAGGGAAGGCCAAACAACGCAGGACCCCCAAAGAGGAGCGUCUCCGACAGGAGCGUAGUCGUUACGCUGGAAAAGCGUCUUUCGCGCACAUUGUCGUGCCGAUUGAGGCGAAAACCAAGCGUACCCUGUCCGCUUUCAGUUUCCCUACCUCGAAAGUCGAUGCGGAGAACCCGGACUCUGCGGAGCCGCCGAUC